Lithohypha guttulata is the source of this 2289-nucleotide messenger RNA. RefSeq lists its product as uncharacterized. NCBI's taxonomy places the organism in Eukaryota, Fungi, Ascomycota, Eurotiomycetes, Chaetothyriales, Trichomeriaceae. The transcript has 2 exons. The record is from RefSeq and is a predicted model, not a curated record. The coding region runs from base 1 to 2289 and encodes 762 amino acids.
AUGUCUUUCAAAGUGAGUAAGCCUGGCUGCAGCUCGAUCACAAAGCGUUACUGGAAGGAAAGACUACGGCUUGACGCUCAGCAGUACCGUGCUCAGCAACACAUUGUUCUGAGACGACUACGGGAAAAAUGGCCUCAUCGAAGCGAUUUGAUCAACGAUUAUCCUCAUCGUCUCUUCGAGGUUACAGAAUGGAUUCGUCCUACGUUCGAGUCAUUGGAUAUACAUGGGGAGGAGGACGAUGAACGUUUGAAAGACUAUGCACAAUGGGCUUUGAUGCUCAAUAGCAAGUUGAGAGACGAGUGGUGUGGUUCACAAAAUCUGAGAGCAAAGGCGAGAAUGCUAGACACUACAGCAGAUGAGUACGACAUACAGAUUACUGCUCUCGAUCCACCAAGAGCUAGACGGCCAAUGAGCGACAUCGAGGAAGAGAUUGAAAAUCAGAUCAGGAACAAACAGGCACAAGGUAUAGUUGCAGAGCCAGAAGAGGAUAUAGAAGGGCUAUUUGAUAUGGAAGAUGUGGUUUCGAUACCAGAAAUUGUCAUCAACGAAGAGAGACCACCUGAAAUUUCACCAUACAAUACAGAGACGCAGCCGCAGAGCCAUGAAACUAGCCAAAGACCCAGAGAAGUGUCCGAUACACCUUCUGACAUGAUCGAGCUGGGCCCAAUUCCUUCAAUUCGGCCUCUAGACACUCCUAGUUCUGGAAGGUUGCGGGACAUUUCUCAUCUCUUUACGCGUAUCAGAAGGCAUAUCAAGGACCCAACAAAAAUAGCAGAAUUCUACGAUCUUGUCAGGCUUUACAUGCUGCGUGGUAUGAGCAGACGUACCUACGUCGAGCGGGCCCGAUCCUAUGUUGGCAGCAGUGCCAAUCUAAUGGCCUGUCUCAGGCUGAGUAUUGGUCUUGAGGAGCAAGCUGACAUGAAGGUCAACUGGGACCAGAUACUCGUUACAGUUGACCCAUCAAUGCAUCACCUGGCCUGGUUUGGUACUGAUGGCAAGAUCAAUGGCUACUUCACCACCGAGCGCGGCUUUGAGAUGAUACUCAAGCGUUUCGAGAGGGCCUAUACAGGAGAACGUACUCUAAAUUUCAGGCUAUUUGGGCGAAAACUUGUCAGACUUGCUUUACGUGCUGAGAAUCUUCGAGAGCUGAUUGAGUCGCGUCCAGUCGCAGCUCAGGAAGUAUCAAGGUUACAGAGGAACGUUCCUAACAAGCAAGCAUCACCUCAAGGCAAUCACAAUGAAGGCGAAAGUCAAGUGGAUGCUGAGUCUGGGGACGGAAGAACAGCAUCAAUCGCAAUAUCUAUAGCCCAGAGACAGCCUAUACAAGCAACAGACCUGCCUGCUGCUCAAGAACCUGGCGCAACACGUGUGAAACAAAGACAGCCAAAGCACACGGCUUCAGGUCUGGCUACAUCAAGGAAGGCUCUAUGGCAUCAACCGAUCUUCAGACCACAGGGACAACUUCCGACUUCGAUAAAUAUUCGUGACGAUCUAUUUGCUGUGCCUGCAGCAUCUGAUGAGAAUGAGAAGAACGAGGUCGCACAGACGAACAUCGCUGCUCGAGGCACUUCAGAAGUAGUAAUGCAUGCUCCUACCAGUAGCAACCUGCCCUGUGCGGAACACGACUCGCCCAGUCAGCAGCUCUCGAAGACCAGGCCGGAAGAGCACAGAUCAGCCGUUAGCGAACUACAACAGAUGAACGAUAAGGGCCACGAUACUGUCGACAUUGUCAGCCCGCCCUUGCAGGCUAGAGAUGCAGACAAUGCUGUUAUGGUUCGAGGCACGCAGCAAGUAUCGCCGUGCGCCGAGGAGAUGCACCAACGACCGACGGACUCAUGCCUAUGCCGUGAUCAUAAUCACAGAUCCAUAGCUGGUCAUAAACGGUCAGCAGACAGCAUGAACGAUACUACGAGCGAUCAUCUCGUAUCCGAUAGUCGGCCUAGCUCGCCUCCAUAUAAGCGUGCACGCAUGACAGAAAACACAAAGCAGGAAAUUCAUGAAAGCCAGCAAAUACAGCCUUGUGUCGACGAAUCCCCGCCCACGACGUCAGAAAAGUGUGUAGGCUAUUGCAGCAAGCACGGUCACGACUUAUACAUUGACACAUCCAUCGAACUAUCCAUGAGCGUCAUACAACACAACGGCUUGUUUGGACCUUGUCGUGCUCUCCACUUUGAACGCUUACCAUUGUCUGUGGAUGACUGGGAGCCAGCUAUUGAAUAUCUGCCUCUACUGCGGCAGCUCAAUGGGGAUAAGAUUAAGCUGUACUGGGAGAUUAAGAAGAUGUCUUGA